CGAGAAGGCACAUGACGCGGAAUGAUGAGGCGAUGUCGUGCAGGCUCGUCGUAAGCAGGUUCUGCAAGAUAAGACGAACAUGAACAGGCCAGCGAGGAUUCUCCAUGUGUCUAAGUUCGCUUCCUGCGCGCUUCCGGGAGCGCGUGCUGCCGGGGCGAAGCUUUCCAGACGAACAAUCGAACCACAUAGUCUGCAACGCAAUAUCGGAGAACAUGCUGCAAUGGUCAUGUGAAAGAUAUCAAGAUACACCCAUCACGCGGCCGGUCGCGACCUCCACUUGUGGCGUCGGCUCCGGCGCCUCAACCCAUAACCAUGACUUGACGGCAUCUUGCCUCGCUUGCAGCCCAUGCGUGCGCGAACUCGCGAAGCUCCUUACCCCAUGAUGCACCCGAGGAUUAUCAUGGCCUGCAGCUGCUUUCUCGGCAGGCCUCCGACGUAUAAAGACUCCCCCGACUGCUGCUGCCAUUCCUCAGGUCCCUCGCCUCCCUCGACUCGACAGCCUCACAGCACCUUCGACUCGACAGCACCUGCACCACCAUGUUCGUCUCUACCCUCUUCAUCCAGGCUCUCCUCGCCGCGACUGCCCUUGCGCUGCCGUCCUCCACGGAGCGCCACGACACCCGCCUCGCCCGUCGUGCCCGCGGCCUGCGCUCGUCGCACCCCAAGAUCACCAACGAGACUCACACCGAGUACAGCGAGAACUGGGCCGGCGCCGUCUUGAACUCGGGCGCGGACACGUACAAGAGCGUCACCGCGACGUUUACGAUCCCGACGCCGAAGGAGCCCUCGGGCUCGUCUGGCUCGCACGCUGCAUCCGCCUGGGUCGGCAUCGAUGGCGACACCUGCGACACCGCCAUCCUCCAGACCGGCCUCGACUUCACCAUCGAUGGCGGCGAGGUGUCCUUUGACGCCUGGUAUGAGUGGUACCCGGACUACGCGUACGACUUCUCGGGGAUCAGCUUCAGCGUCGGCGACAGCGUCACGCUGACGGUGACCGCGUCGAGCACGACGUCGGGCACGGCCGUCAUCACGAACAACAGCAAGGGCAAGACCGUCACGCAGAAGAUCACGUCCGGGAGCGCGCUCUGCGAGCAGGACGCGGAGUGGAUCGUCGAGGACUUCGAGGAGGGCGACUCGCUCGUGCCCCUCGCCAACUUCGGCACCGUCACCUUCACCGGCGCGUCCGCCAAGACCGGCUCCGGCUCCGUUGGCCCCUCGGGCGCGAACACGAUCGACAUCCAGCAGGGCAACAGCGUGCUGACGUCCGUCUCGACCUCGGGAUCGAGCGUCACCGUCUCCUACACGUAAGGCGGCGAAAAGGGUGUGGGGGCUUCUGUUGGAAGCAGGGAGCUGGAAGGGGGAAAGGAAGUGGUUUGGAAGUGUACGAUAUUGACUGUAUUCCCCGCGCUAGAGGGGCCGACGCUUGUUGUGCACCUUUUGUAUCGCUCUCGGAGAUUGGAACGUAAUUGUGCUUGUGGAUUAGGCUGUCCCGCAAGGAC
Messenger RNA from Phanerochaete carnosa HHB-10118-sp, 1499 nucleotides. RefSeq lists its product as uncharacterized. The record is from RefSeq and is a predicted model, not a curated record. NCBI's taxonomy places the organism in Eukaryota, Fungi, Basidiomycota, Agaricomycetes, Polyporales, Phanerochaetaceae. The transcript is spliced from 4 exons. Gene Ontology annotation, biological process: proteolysis. The coding region runs from base 538 to 1308 and encodes 256 amino acids. Gene Ontology annotation, molecular function: glutamic-type endopeptidase activity.